Messenger RNA from Cephus cinctus (wheat stem sawfly), 2525 nucleotides. RefSeq names its product non-lysosomal glucosylceramidase. NCBI's taxonomy places the organism in Eukaryota, Metazoa, Arthropoda, Insecta, Hymenoptera, Cephidae. The transcript is spliced from 13 exons. Gene Ontology annotation, cellular component: membrane. Gene Ontology annotation, molecular function: glucosylceramidase activity; beta-glucosidase activity. Gene Ontology annotation, biological process: glucosylceramide catabolic process; carbohydrate metabolic process. Bases 57 to 2510 code for a protein of 817 amino acids. The record is from RefSeq and is a predicted model, not a curated record.
CAAAAGGCGAAUAAACUGUGUUUGGCAACAAUAGUGUCGACUAUUACGUUAAUAAAAUGGAGUUACCAACGAACAACGAACUUUCUGUUGAUAACGACAUUGCGAAAUAUGGUUUUAAAGUAAGACUCGACCAUGAAUUUCCAGAGAAAUGGUUACCAAUUAAGCGACCGCGUCUACGACAAUUGCCGCAUCUUUUACCACUGGGUUUAAGAUACUGGUCGUACUAUAAUAAAAUAGUAAAGGAUGGUCGUAUACCGCUUAUGGAUUAUAUGAAAAUGCCAAUCGGCUUGCAGAUGUACGGUGCUCCGAUAGGCGGUAUCGGUGGCGGGACUAUUGGUCGUGGUUUUAGGGGUGAAUUUUGCCGUUAUGCACUGCGUCCUGGACAGUAUCAAUACCAUACAAUAAUACCAAACCAGUUCAUAGUAACCAUUAGAGAUGUCGAAGGCAACACGAUUUAUCAUCAAGUACUGUCCACGCACAAGAAACCGAAAAUAUUAAAGUCGUGGAAAUGGCAUUUCGAUGGCACUAAAGCAAGAUAUACAUCACUUUAUCCAAGAUCCUGGACUGAGUAUGAUCUGGAUGAAGUUUCCGUGAAAUUGAUUUGCCGUCAAGUGUCGCCAGUUAUUCCUCACAAUUAUAAGGAUAGCUCCUUGCCGUGUGCAGUAUUUAUCUGGGACGUGAUUAAUAAUUCAGGAAAAGAUCUGAAUAUUGCUAUUACUUUUACAUUUCAAAGUGGCACUGGUGAUAAUACUGAUAACGAAGUGAACAAAUGGACUGAAUAUUUUGAAACUGAUAAUGUCUCUGGUGUCAUGAUACAUCAAAAGAUUCACGAGAUGAAUUGUACGUAUGCCAUAAGUUCACGGGCGAAGAAUGGGAUUGAAAAUUCUCGUGUUCUCAGUUUCGAUCCAAUGAGUAAUGGCGAGAGCUUAUGGCGCGAACUUGAGGACAAUGGAAAAUUCGAAGAGAAAACUUUACGAGCUUCUCCGAAAACCGGACAUCCAAUUGCUGCUGCAGUUAGUGCCCGUACAUUGGUCAAAGAUGGCAGCACUAGUGUACUCGAAUUCUCUUUAGUCUGGGACAUGCCAAAGAUACAUUUUCAUUACAAGAUGCGCGAAUAUCUCAAAUAUUAUACGAAAUUUUUUUACGAACCUGAAGGAUCAGCUGCUCCAUUGAUUUCUCAGUACGCGCUCAGCAAUUAUCGACAGUGGGAAAGGGAAAUAUGCAAUUGGCAACGUAACGUCCUCGAGGAUCAGCAACUACCUGAUUGGUACAAGAGUGCACUUUUUAACGAGCUAUAUUACGUCGCUGAUGGUGGUACAAUUUGGUUAAGGAGCGACGAAACUGACAAUUUUCCAGCCACGGAUCCACGAUCCGAAUAUGGUCGCUUCGCUUAUCUUGAAGGUCAAGAAUAUAGAAUGUACAAUACGUAUGACGUACAUUUUUAUGCCGCUUUUGCACUGGUCCAAUUAUGGCCGCAUCUUCAAAACUGUAUACAAUAUGAACUUCGUGACAACGUUCACAUGGAAAUUGAGACCAGAUGGACAACCCUGUAUGAGGGUGUAAUACAGGCACGUAAAUUGAAAGGAACAGUACCUCAUGACAUGGGUGAUCCUGGUGAGGAACCAUUCAAACUAAUUAACUCAUAUCCGAUUCACGACGUAUCCGAGUGGCGGGAUCUCAAUCCAAAAUUUAUCUUGAGCUGCUAUAGAGAUUACGUUAUCACAGGGAAUUUACAGCUGUUACAGGAUUUAUGGCCUACUAUGAUACAGAUUCUCGAACGAUGCCUGACCUGGGAUGAAGAUGGCGAUGGUCUAAUUGAAAAUGGAGGUUUCCCUGAUCAAACUUAUGACACUUGGGUCAUGAAGGGUCCAAGUGCCUAUUGCGGUGGUUUAUUCCUGGCUGCACUUCAUUGUUCUAUAGAAAUGGCCAAACUUCUUGGACAUGAUGCCGAUGCCAAAAAGUAUGAAGAAAUUUUGAAAAGGGGAAAGGUUGCUUAUCAGGAGAAACUUUGGAAUGGACAAUAUUACAAUUUUGAUAGCAGCGAUUCCGGUCACAGCAAAUCGAUAAUGAGCGAUCAACUGUGCGGCCAUUGGUUUUUGAGGGCAUCUGGUUUUAAUUACGAAAUUUUUCCCGAGGACAGAGUUAAAUCUGCGCUUAAAGUUAUUUUUGAAAAUAAUGUCAAAAAGUACAAAAAUGGUGAGCAAGGUGCUGUCAAUGGUUUCUUACCGACUGGAUCGAUUGACCGGAAGACAUUGCAAAGUGAAGAAAUGUGGACCGGAAUUACAUAUGGAUUGGCGGCUCUCAUGAUACACGAAGGCAUGAUCGAAGAAGGUUUCAAAACAGCUGAAGGAGUUUAUAGAACUGUAUAUGAAAAAAUUGGAAUGGGUUUCGAAACGCCGGAAGCACUUUUUGAAAAUAAAUUUUAUCGUGCAAUUGGUUACAUGAGGCCUUUGUCAAUUUGGGCUAUGCAUCUGGCAUGGGAAUCGAGAAAAUUAAAAACAAUGAAAUAAUCUAUUUCACGUGAA